Phytomonas sp. EM1 is the source of this 207-nucleotide messenger RNA. The record is from the annotation of a GenBank genome assembly. Lineage: Eukaryota; Euglenozoa; Kinetoplastea; Trypanosomatida; Trypanosomatidae.
AUGAUGCGACCGCCGCCUGGGCAGUUCGCGCCGCCCUACACGCCGGCCCCUGCUGUCCCGUAUCCCGUCCAGCCGGCCUACCCGCCCGGGGUGGGCUAUGGAGGGGGGGCCCAGCCUCCCGUAGGGGGACAGCCGCCCUAUGGCUACUACAAUAUGGCCCAGCCCCCGGUCAACCUCUCGCCGCUACAGCCAGGGUACCGGUACUAA